Rangifer tarandus platyrhynchus (Svalbard reindeer) is the source of this 303-nucleotide messenger RNA. NCBI's taxonomy places the organism in Eukaryota, Metazoa, Chordata, Mammalia, Artiodactyla, Cervidae. The record is from the annotation of a GenBank genome assembly.
AUGACCGAAGUUGGUUGGUGGAAGCUGACCUUCCUGCGGAAAAAGAAAUCCACUCCCAAAGUGCUGUAUGAGAUCCCUGACACCUACACCCAGAGUGAGGGUGGUGCGGAGCCCCCAAGGCCUGAGAGUGGGAGCCCCAGCAGCAACUUUAACACCCGCCUGGAGAAGAUUGUGGACAAGAACACCAAGGGCAAGCACGUCAAAGUCUCCAACUCAGGCCGCUUCAAGGAGAAGAAAAAGGUCCGAGCCUCAUUAGCAGAGAACCCCAACCUCUUUGAUGACAGGGAGGGCAAAGGACAGUGA